AUGCCUCCAACCAACAACCUCUGGCACAUCAAGCAACGCGAAGAGCAAAACAUGGACAAAAUCAAGCGAUACAUCUGUCCAUCAGAGACAAGUCCACACAUCGCAACACUCCUCAGCUUCCCCUCCGCCCGCUCCACUUUCCCGGAGCUCCACCUCAAGACCAGAAAUGAGAUCAUAAGCCUCGCGACCACAAUCGCCGCCUUUGAGCCCGUCCGCCUGCACACAAGACCAGAAGAUCUCUCCAGCGCACAAGCCCUGCUAUCCGAGCGCAAAGCAUCCACGCCAGAACCCCACCUGGCAAAUAUCACAUUAGUCCCCGCACCGACAAACCACUGCUGGAUCCGCGACACCGGACCCGUGUACGUGCGCAGCGCCGACGAAGCAGACAAAACCCGCUACGCCAUCGAUUUUCAGUUCUGCGAAUGGGGCCACAAGACUACCGAGCGGAUCUACGGCGCCGCCAACUCGCCUGCUGCAGCGACUGCCCUGCAAAAUUCACCUCAGCAUGCCGACUGGCCGGUAAUGGAUAUUGCAGCCCAGAUGGAGAAUACGGCGUUUGCGAGUACGGUGCUGGAGAUUGAGAAUGAAACUGCGCGUUCUCCUGUUACGCGCGUGCAAACGCAUCUCAAGCUCGAGGGGGGCGGUAUCGAGAUUGACGGCGAGGGCACGUUUAUGGCGACGGAGAGUAGCAUUAUCGGCGAUGCGCGCAAUCCAGGGCUCAGCAAGGCCGAGGUUGAGGAUGAGCUGAAGAGGCUGCUUGGCGUGAGUGCAUUCGUGUGGUUCCCUGGUCGAAUUGGACUGGAUGUCACGGAUGUGCACAUCGAUGCCGAGGCGAGGUUUAUUCGACCUGGAGUUGUGGUUGUUUGCCGGCCGCAUGGCGAUGUUGAAGGGGUGCAUUGGGAGAUUUACAACGAGAUCCGGGCGGUUCUGGAGAAGUCUACGGAUGCGCGCGGACGCAGGUUCGAGGUUCAUGAUGUCGUCGAGCCGGAUCCCAAGCUGGUGAUGGGUCAGCUUCCCGGCGAGGAGGAUGCACCGGCGGCUUCCUAUGUCAACUUUUACUUUGUUAAUGGCGGAUUGGUAAUGCCUGCAUUUGGGGAUGUCGAGGCGGACACCAAGGCGUUUGAAUUGAUCAAGAGCCUUGUCCCGGAGAGGGAGGUGAAGCAGGUUGAUGUCAAUGCGCUGCCGAGGACUGGGGGUGUGCUGCAUUGUGUCACGCAGCAGGUUAUGUGA
This is a messenger RNA of Penicillium brevicompactum, 1230 nucleotides long. Its product is annotated as agmatine deiminase family protein. Lineage: Eukaryota; Fungi; Ascomycota; Eurotiomycetes; Eurotiales; Aspergillaceae. Gene Ontology annotation, molecular function: protein-arginine deiminase activity; agmatine deiminase activity. The coding region runs from base 1 to 1230 and encodes 409 amino acids. The transcript has a single exon. The record is from RefSeq and is a predicted model, not a curated record. Gene Ontology annotation, biological process: putrescine biosynthetic process.